UCGAACGUCAUAUAUUUUAUAUAUGUCACGAAAAUUGAUUGUAAAUAAGAUUUUACAUAAUUAAUCUGCAUUUUUAGAUAUUAUAGAUUACGUUUGAAAUCAAGUAUCCAGGCUUGUUCAAUAUGUUCGCUUUAAAACUGUUAUUUAUUUGCGUCGGCUGUAUUUUAAACUGUUGUGAUGUAACAGAGGGCGCUAAUUAUGAUAAUCUUCACAGAACAAACAGAAGUAGCAAUUUAACAAUCUGUGAACGACGUCAACACAAGAUAUCAAACCUAUCUCCCGCUGCUGGUUAUAUUGGUGCUUCUGUGGCAAUUCUCAUGUUUGGAAGUAAUUUUGUUCCUGUGAAGAAAAUAACCACAGGAGAUGGUGUUUUCUUUCAAUGGAUAGUUUGUCUAGGGAUUUGGAUAUUAGGAUUAUUUGUUCAUCUUUACAAUGGAGAUGAAAGGAAAUUUUUUCCUUUGGUAAUGGUUGGAGGAGUUAUCUGGUGUACUGGAAAUAUGUGUGUUGUUCCUGUUAUUAAAACGAUUGGUUUAGCAAUGGGGUUAUUAAUUUGGGGAACUCUUAAUCUAAUAGCAGGAUGGGCAACAGGCAGAUUUGGGACAUUUGGAUUAAUUUGUGAGCAACCAGUACAGCAUUCUGCAAUGAACUAUAUUGGAGUCAUGUUAGCAAUGAUAAGCCUUGGAAUGUUUAUUUUCAUCAAAAGUGAAGAUCCAACAGAGAAUAUUGCUUCUGCAAAUACAAGUUUCAGUAAUGGCCGUGGCGAUAAUAGCUUAGUUCAAGAUGACGACGAUGAGGAAAAUGUUUAUCUGCUUGCGGGCGUAAAGCAAGACAGCGACUCCUCUUGGGUUGAUAAUUUUUCGAAAAACCAGAAGCGAUUUAUUGGAAUAUUUCUGUCUGUUGUGUCAGGUAUUUUAUACGGCAUCAGUUUUGUUCCAGUGUAUAUUAUUCAGAAAAACAACGAAGAUGCUCCAGAUGAUGGAAUACAAUACGCGUUUUCUCAGUUUAGUGGCACUCUCCUAGCUAGCACGGUCUACUUUCUCAUAUAUUGUCUUUACAAAAGAAAUAAACCAGACAUAUAUUCUGAAGCUGUUGCGCCAGGAUUCUUGUCGGGAAUAUUAUGGGCAGUUGGAGAUGUUGGUUGGUUUGUUGCAAAUACCUAUUUAUCAGAGUCCGUCAGUUUUCCAAUUGUAACAACUGGACCAGGAAUUAUUGCUUCCAUAUGGGGAAUAUUUGUAUUUAGAGAAAUAACGGGAUGGAAAAAUUUUCUUCUUCUCGGGGUGGCAAUGUGCUUUGCAGUCAGUGGAUCGGUAGUGACUGGUUUCUCAAAAUGAACGCAAAAUAGGUUUUCAUACAAAGUUAUAAAUAUUAUAUUCGUGCAUUUAAAUAAUUUAAUAAUUUAAUAAAUGCAUCUAACAUGUAAUACAUUUAA
This is a messenger RNA of Dendronephthya gigantea, 1429 nucleotides long. RefSeq names its product transmembrane protein 144-like. Lineage: Eukaryota; Metazoa; Cnidaria; Anthozoa; Malacalcyonacea; Nephtheidae. Gene Ontology annotation, molecular function: carbohydrate transmembrane transporter activity. The coding region runs from base 123 to 1331 and encodes 402 amino acids. Gene Ontology annotation, biological process: carbohydrate transmembrane transport. Gene Ontology annotation, cellular component: membrane. The record is from RefSeq and is a predicted model, not a curated record. The transcript is spliced from 11 exons.